This is a messenger RNA of Melanotaenia boesemani (Boeseman's rainbowfish), 1185 nucleotides long. RefSeq lists its product as uncharacterized. The record is from RefSeq and is a predicted model, not a curated record. The transcript is spliced from 10 exons. Bases 12 to 1049 code for a protein of 345 amino acids. Lineage: Eukaryota; Metazoa; Chordata; Actinopteri; Atheriniformes; Melanotaeniidae.
CAUUUAUAAGAAUGCUUGAACAUCGGGCACAUUGCACAGGACGGAAUGGCAGUAUAUGCGGUGAUACAUUCCACAGGGUGUAUCGUGAAUUUGCCUUCUGCAACUGGAAGAAAGAGCAUCUGUGUCAGGUUGAGCCCUUCAAGUGCCCUGCCUGCACACCAGACAUGCUUGCCAUAGCUGCAGAUGGUAACAGAAAGCAGUACCGCUUCAAGAAAUCCAAAGGGACAGAUGAACAAUCUCUUUUUGAUGGCCUGUUCAUUGCACAAGAUGCCCAAGUGUCUGCCUUUGUGGAUCAGACAAGAAGCCAGAUGACGAUUAGAACUGGUCAUGAUGUAUGUGGGCCGGCAACUUUUACUGCAGGACGAGAAACCUCCCAGAAGUCCAGGGCCAAGGUGGACGAGGAGGGCCUGGAAAUUGCCGUUUGCAGACACGGAAUCUUGCUACAAGGCUUGAAUCACUACCGUGGAGAAAUUUAUGCUUACCCACUGUUCCUGCAGAAGGAGUUGGCUCAGGCUGCAAACAUCAAAUUCUUUUGUAUGGACCUCACUUGCAGGUAUUGGCCAUACUUGGAGAAGAUGGCAGAGAAGUUGUCAGAGCUCCAACCACUGACAGAGAUGAGGCCUUUUCUGUCUGUAAUGCAUGCCAAGGCUCACACUGGCAAAUGUCAGGUGAGGUGGGGUGGCAGAAACCAGGAUGGUGCAGGAAAUACUGUUGGUGAGGAGGUGGAGCAAGUGAACAGCUUUCUCUCAAGGGCAGCUCUGACCACAAAAUACAUGACCAAGUCAGGGAGAGCCGAUAUGAUAACAAUGCUUGCCAUGGGAUGGAACAACAGGAAGGUGGAGAGUCUACACAAGACACUGGCGAAGCGAUUUGUUAAAAUUACACAGAGAGCAGAAAAGGAAGCAGCAAAUCUUCAGCAUCUCCAGCAUGACCUCAACAUCACUUUGGAGGACACAGAACAGUGGAUUGAGGAUGUGAAGCAGUGGGCAGCCACUGGGAAACAUGGUGCUCAUAGUAGCCAGGAAGAACUCCAGAGAGAGAUUGAUUAGAUCAUCUAUUCCCUCAGAAGGAAGAAGCAUGAUCUCUACCGACAAAAUGACAGCAAUCAAACGAGGCAACGGAAACGGAGGAGACUGGGUGAGCUCAAAAAGAAACUCAGAGAGAAGAUCGUCCAAUACAACACAG